Aspergillus uvarum CBS 121591 is the source of this 1945-nucleotide messenger RNA. Its product is annotated as Zn(II)2Cys6 transcription factor. Gene Ontology annotation, molecular function: zinc ion binding; RNA polymerase II cis-regulatory region sequence-specific DNA binding; DNA-binding transcription factor activity, RNA polymerase II-specific. NCBI's taxonomy places the organism in Eukaryota, Fungi, Ascomycota, Eurotiomycetes, Eurotiales, Aspergillaceae. Gene Ontology annotation, cellular component: nucleus. The annotation marks the transcript as partial. Gene Ontology annotation, biological process: DNA-templated transcription; positive regulation of transcription from RNA polymerase II promoter by galactose. The transcript is spliced from 6 exons. The record is from RefSeq and is a predicted model, not a curated record.
AUGAAGCGCCAGAGAGCCCCCAUUGCUUGUGAGAAAUGUCGACUUCUCAAGGCCAAAUGCGAUGGGCGACAGCCAAUUUGUACCCGAUGCGAGGGCUACGGCUUCAAAUGUUCAUGGUCAACACGUAAACGAAAGGUUCCAUUGCCAGAAGUCGAGACUACGAAAGAUGUAUCUUGCAAAGAGCCAAACUAUCAAAGAGCUGUGCGGCAAUACGAAUCUCUGAUGCAGGAGCUACUAUCGAACCUCGAUCAGAGCCAGAAAGGAACUCUGAAUGCUAGUCUACACACAAUCCGCCGACAGCUGCCUGUUAAUGCCACCGACUCGAGCCUGGAGCAGCCUUCCUCGACCCGCGAACCGAGCACUGUCUCUAACGAUGUGGGCGUGGAUUCGCCUGCCACCUACGUGGGCAAGGCCAGUGAUAUUCAUUUCAUACAUCGCAUUCGCCAGUGCUAUCAAACUGGGGCUUGGUCUGCAAGAGAGCCCUCAUCAGCCGACAACUAUUCUCAGACGCAUACCAUCAAGAGCUUGGCCGGGUUAACCCAGCCUCUCAUCAUUCCGACUCCAGCCGAAGCCCAAGACUUCAUAGAUGUUUAUCUAUCCACCAUUCAUGUCGCUUACCCGUUCCUCUGCAGAGAUAUCCUCCUCGAGCAGUUUCAGGUUUUCCAGACCGGUGAUUACGCGUACCAGGAAUUCGAGCCCUGGCUGGCAUUGUUUAGUAAGACCAUGUACUUUAUCUUCGCCAUCGGCUCCUACUACACCUCUUUUCCACAUCGAUCUGGAACAGCGUCUUUGGAUCAUUUGCGAUACUUUGAACAAGGUGUCUACUUUUCGCGGGAACUGGGCGCAACCUGUUCCUUGCUAAGUGUAUGGGCCUUGAUAGUGCAAUGCUUUUUUCUGCUGGCGAUAUGCCACACAGAUAGAUGCUGGAACACACUAGGCUUUGCCAUCCGCAUGGGUCAAAGCAUCGGUCUUCAUGUCGAAUCGUCCCCCAAUCACGCCCGCACAUCAUGGAUGGCCGACCGGGCGCACUGGCGGCGAACCUGGUACUCGAUGUAUGUUCUCGAUCGACUCCUUGCGCUUCAACUCGGCCGUCCUAUGGCCAUUCACGAAAGUGAAUUUCAAGUGGAGAUGCCCUCUGUCUCCGACCCCUUCCCGUUCGGUCAUACUGCAACUGUGUCCGAGGGGUCUAGUACGGCAAGCAGAGAUACACCGACCUGCUCCCUUAUGGACUACUUCCUUGUCGUCAUCCGUUUCUCUUACUUGGUGAGUGCAGUUAUUCGGGAGUUGUACCGGCCCUCGCAGAUCGACGUGGCCCCGGACAUGAUGCUGGACACCUCGUCGGCUCUGGAUCAACGGCUCAGCGAAUGGAAGAAGGGACUGCCACGACAUCUCCGAUUUGAUCUGGGCCAUAACUUUGAGAGCUCCGUCACCUUUAAGCGACAGCGUAAUAUGCUGGCCGUGAAGUAUCACCAUCUGCGCGCUUUGAUUCACAGGCCUUUUCUAUGCCUUCCCCUCUUACAAACCAAUAACCAUCCGUUCAUGGAACUGCUGCGUCGGGACAAACACAGAAUCACCCAGGCCGAAUCCAUAUGCGUCCAAGAAGCACGGCAGACAGCGCAGCUACUUCACAAUCUGGUCGACGAGCGCUGUCUGGUGCAUGACUUUCCCUGGUGGCAGAUGAUCUCGUGCUUAAUUUGCGCCAGCUCGAUUCUCUUUGUUGCCGAAGCGUUCUGCCCCAACCAAGACUCGUUGUAUAGCACCGCAUCUGCGCAGGAUCUGCGAGAAGAUGCCGAGACCUGCUUGAAGGUCUUCGAGGCGCUGAGUGCCAACUCAGCUGCUGCACGAAAAGCGGCUGAGAUGCUGAAAGCGCUGUCAAGCCUCCAUCAUUCCAUCCAUAAAGCACCGUCAGCAGUCGUAGAGUCUACCUCACAGCCGUUAUCGCUUC